Messenger RNA from Drosophila hydei, 2685 nucleotides. RefSeq names its product glucose transporter type 3-like. NCBI's taxonomy places the organism in Eukaryota, Metazoa, Arthropoda, Insecta, Diptera, Drosophilidae. The transcript is spliced from 2 exons. Gene Ontology annotation, biological process: transmembrane transport. The record is from RefSeq and is a predicted model, not a curated record. Gene Ontology annotation, molecular function: transmembrane transporter activity. The coding region runs from base 101 to 1486 and encodes 461 amino acids. Gene Ontology annotation, cellular component: membrane.
AGCAAGCCUGUAGGUUAUGAUUGUUUAUAUUUUUUUCGCACGCUUCAUAAAAUUGUUAGAUAAAUAUUUCCAUUAAAAAAAUGAAUAUUUAAAUAUUUCCAUGGAGGUCAAUGUGAACAUUGAUCGACGACGCCCGUGGAGGUGUGACAGAAGCCAAUGGACCUGUAUAGGACGCCAGUAUAUGGCCGGCUUAAUAAGUAAUAUCGGCGUAUUUUGUCUAGGUGCCAGCAUCGGCUGGGUAUUCUUUGACGACCAAAUAAGCUUUAUAUCUUCAAUGAAGUUGCGGCAAUGGACUAACGCUAUGAUGCCCCUGGGAGCGGCAUGCUUCUGCAUGCCAAUGGGCAUGGUGAUGGAGAAACUUGGCAGCAAGGCUCUGAUGUUGUUUCAGGUGCUGCCCUACACCUGCGGUUGGCUUCUGCUGAUUUUCGCCAAAAACAUUUACAUGGUGUUUGUGGGGCGUUAUGUGUGGGGUAUUUGUGGAGCCGCUCUGUGCGUGGCCGUGCCCGUCUACAAUGUGGAAAUCAGUCAGCUGAAGGUGCGUGGAGCUAUGGGCAGUAUGUUCUAUGGCGCCAUCAUCUACGGCAUUAUGUUUGCCAACGUAUUGGAAAGUUUUUUGAGUACAUAUUUGGUAAACAUUAUCCUGAUGUUGAUGGCGGUUUUGAAUUGCACGCUUCAGUUCAUACCACAGUCGCCAACCUUUUACAUCUUACAUGACAAGAUAAACCAAGCGGAAGCCUCCAUAGCCUGGCUACAUGGUGAUCAAGAUAUUGACAUUUAUAUUGAGGAGAUCAAGGAACAAGUGUUCCUAGGCGAAGAGGGUCGUCAUGACCAGUGGUGCAGCCACAAAUAUGCAUGGCGAAGCGUGCCUCGAUCAAGUAUAAUGUUGGUGCUGUAUCAGCUAUCUGGCGGCGUUGUUAUCAGUGGAUUGCUGAGGGACAUUCUCAUACCAAUGUCUGAGACAGCUUACAAUACGUAUGAAUGGGUUAUUUGGCUAGCUAUGAUAAUUGGCUAUCUAAUCUGCUUCGUGUUGGUCGAUCGCGUAGGCCGACGCUUGCUUCUAGCGCUCUCUGCGAUCAUCAUGUGUCUGUCUGCGCUGUAUAUAUGUAUUUGGUUUAAGUGGUUGAGGCACACCAAAUGGAAUAGUCAACCGUUGACGGCCUUAUGCAUUUUCAUUGCAGCAUUCUCAGUUGGAUUUGGGCCCUUGGCCUGGCUACUAUAUGUGGAGCUAAUCAUAGAGCCUUUGCGUCCUCUAGGUUGCGCUGUGGGGGCUACAGUUGGCUGGUUGACCGCGUCAACGAUGACCAUUAUUUUCGCAUAUCACCUAGACCUGUACUCAGUCUUUUAUAUUAUGCUCAUUGUCUGUUUUGUUAGUUUGCUAUUCAUCGUUAUCUUUUUACCGGAGACGAAGGGCCUAACAUCACUGGAAAUCCAGAAUAAAUUGGGUGGUAAAUCCAAUGAGAUGCACUCUACCGAUUCAUCGUUCUAAUUAAUGAUUUUAGGCUUUUGGAUUGAGUUCAAUAUAAUUACAUCCUUUUUAUAUUUUAUUAGCUAACAAAUUAACUCUAUGUGGCCUUGUGGACUAGUUUUUGAAGAGGAAUAAGUUUACCGAGAAAUCUAACAGAAAUGCAACUGCAAUUGUCUGGGCACGGCAAUAUUUCAGCACGCCUUAAGUCCUUCAGCUAACAUCAAGACUCAUGUGUGCUUGUAUGUGUUUGAGCACAUAUGUAUUCGUAUCCGUAUCCGUAUCUGUUUGCGUCUGUCUGUCUGCGUGAACUUCUGGCAAGUGCAAAUAUUUAUGCGUAUUUGAUAGCACUAAUGGGCCAUUAAAUGCGUACGCAAAUACACACAAGCAUUAUACGUGGGUGUGCGAGUGUGUGUAUGUGUGUUUGAGUUUGUCUAAACGAGCUCGUAUGGGUGGCAAGGAUGAAAAUGUACCUAAGCGAAUCUAAAUGGCAUCAGGGGCACCGAACAUGCAAAAUCAUGUACUCGUAAAUCUCUUUAAUGCCAACGGCCUCCGGCCAGAGCCGAAACACCAAUGGGGCCACGGGAAUUGUGGGAGCCCGUUCCUGGGUCCGUCGAUGAGCCGCCCACACGCAUUCACAUGGUAGCUGCUUGUUUACUCCCUGGCAAAAGAAAGGCUCCGGCUCGAGGUUGGGUUGCCUGCGUAAUGAAACUGAAUAUGUGGAUGCUGCAGGCGGGGUUGUGGCGGCGGCUGUAUACGAGUGUGUCUGUAUAUCCCUGAGUAUCAAAAUAAUGGCAGUGGCUGCGUUCGCUGCUGACUGCCUGUUGGUCGCCCUCCUGACUGGCCGCGUUUCAGCUUGGAGCAGGAGCUCUGGCAGAAAAAGGAUCUGGAACAGGAACAGAUACGGCGGUAGGGGUUGUCAGCCAUAUAAAUUGCACAAACUCAUUCCGGACUUAGGCAAAACGUGAAAAUAUUGUUACGACCUCUUGUGCUGCUGUUCUCUCACUCUCUCGCACUCUCUAACCUUCCUUUUUCUUCUUCUCUACGCAACCCAAGUGCCAGUCAAGUUUAGUGCAGUUUCGGCAGAUUCCGCCCAUCGAAAUAAAUUUGAUUUUAGUCGCAAAAUUACGAUAUUCGUGCACUUAAUUGAGAAAAGUGAAGUAAAGAUUUUUAAUGAUGUUGUAUGCUGGCAAACAAGAUGGGAACGAAGUUGCUACUUAAGG